Messenger RNA from Kwoniella shivajii, 486 nucleotides. Its product is annotated as cytidine deaminase. The transcript is spliced from 6 exons. Bases 1 to 486 code for a protein of 161 amino acids. Gene Ontology annotation, cellular component: cytosol. Gene Ontology annotation, molecular function: zinc ion binding; cytidine deaminase activity. NCBI's taxonomy places the organism in Eukaryota, Fungi, Basidiomycota, Tremellomycetes, Tremellales, Cryptococcaceae. The record is from RefSeq and is a predicted model, not a curated record.
AUGCCUCAUGAAGCUUACCCUUUAGGUGCUCCAGCCUUAGAUGAGCUCUGUAGAACUUCUCUCAAGUACAGAGAUCGAGCUUAUGCCCCUUACUCCAAAUUCAGGGUCGGAGCUGCUUUGUUAUCCGCCGAUGGACAAGUAUUCGGGGGAUGUAACGUUGAGAAUGCCUCAUACGGCGCAGGAAUAUGUGCCGAGAGAACAGCUAUAACAAAAGCGAUCAGUGAAGGUCAAAACAAGUUUUUAGCUGUUGUAGUCUCUUCUGACGUCCCGUCACCUACAACGUCCCCUUGUGGUAUCUGUCGACAAUUCCUGCGUGAAUUUUUAGAACCAAACGUUCCAGUUUACUUCAUAUCAUCCAAAUACCCUUUAGGUGGGAUUCCAGAUUGGUUAAAUGAUGUUCAAGGUCAAGAAGCUCAAGAAUUCAUAAAGAAAAUGACCAUGGAAGAAUUGUUGCCUAAUUCAUUCGGUCCAGAGAAUUUAAUCUAA